Messenger RNA from Pararge aegeria (speckled wood butterfly), 1675 nucleotides. RefSeq names its product septin-1 (gene Septin1). Gene Ontology annotation, biological process: cytoskeleton-dependent cytokinesis; cell division; regulation of exocytosis. The record is from RefSeq and is a predicted model, not a curated record. The transcript has 11 exons. Gene Ontology annotation, molecular function: GTP binding; molecular adaptor activity; GTPase activity. NCBI's taxonomy places the organism in Eukaryota, Metazoa, Arthropoda, Insecta, Lepidoptera, Nymphalidae. Gene Ontology annotation, cellular component: microtubule cytoskeleton; septin ring; cell division site. The coding region runs from base 201 to 1328 and encodes 375 amino acids.
GGUGGUUUUCGUCGGUGAAUUCGAUUUCAUGAAUUCGAAAAUAAUAAUUUAAUCGGGAGAGGUGUAUUUUUAGACGGAUUCUUAGUGCGUGCUAAAGUAUAAGCUUAUUAAAAAUAUCGUCAAAACUAAAUUAUACUUCCCUUUGUAUACCAUCAACGGUCUCAACUAAUCAAGCCCCAACGAAGCAUUACAAUCAAACGAUGUCUAGCGAAACUCCAAAAAACUUUUCUAAUUUGGAGACACCAGGCUAUGUUGGGUUUGCAAACUUGCCCAACCAGGUGCACAGAAAAUCAGUGAAAAAGGGAUUUGAGUUUACCCUUAUGGUGGUGGGAGAAAGUGGUCUUGGAAAAUCCACUCUUGUUAACUCUCUUUUUCUAACAGAUUUGUAUCCUGAAAGAGUUAUCCCUGAUGCUAUAGAGAAAACAAACCAAACAGUGAAGCUAGACGCUUCAACUGUUGAGAUUGAAGAGAGAGGCGUCAAAUUACGGCUUACAGUUGUUGAUACACCAGGAUAUGGAGAUGCUAUUGAUAAUACUGAUUGCUUCAGGUCGAUUAUUCAAUACAUUGAUGAGCAGUUUGAGCGGUUUUUGCGCGACGAGAGCGGUCUCAAUCGGCGUAAUAUUGUCGACAAUCGCAUACACUGCUGUUUCUACUUCAUCUCUCCGUUUGGACAUGGCCUCAAACCUCUGGACAUAGAGUUCAUGAAACAGCUACACAACAAAGUUAACAUUGUUCCUGUCAUCGCGAAGGCUGAUUGUCUCACCAAGAAAGAAGUUCAACGGCUCAAAAGCAGGGUGAUGGAGGAGAUUGAAAGAGAGGGAAUUAAAAUCUACCCUCUGCCAGAUUGUGAUAGCGACGAAGAUGAAGAUUAUAAAGAACAGGUGCGGCAAUUGAAGGCGGCUGUACCGUUUGCUGUUUGCGGCGCAGGGCAACAGUUGGAGGUACGCGGCAGGCGAGUACGCGGUCGACUGUACCCGUGGGGCGUGGUGGAGGUCGAGAACCCCGACCACUGCGACUUCAUCAAACUGCGGACUAUGCUCAUCACCCACAUGCAAGAUCUCCAAGAGGUGACUCAAGAAGUCCACUAUGAGAACUACCGUUCGGAAAGACUUGCGCGCAACGGACAGAUUCCGAAGAGGCAUACAUCAACAGAGAGUGGAUUGAGUGAAUCAGACUCUGGCUUGACUAAUGGAUCCAACGAGGACUCCACAGAACGUGAGCGCGCAUUACGUGAAAAGGAGGCAGAGCUGCGUCGCAUGCAGGAGAUGCUAGAGCAGAUGCAGCGUCAAAUGCAACUGCAGGCGGCCGCAAACACUACCUCCGCAUAGUGCACCCAGGCCCUGCAGCUGGGGACUAGUAGGGCGGCCCAGCUGUCGGAGGCUUGCAACGUAGUAAACUCUAUACUACGCAUAAUACCCUACUGCGUCACUUCCACCUAACAAAUUUGCUAACAAAACGCCUACCCGACCCGCCGACCUACGCGGUAUUAAAAGUGUUACUAACGACUGUGUAUUUGUAUUUAAACCUCUUUUGUAUAUUUACAGAGGGUUUUAAAAGAUUAAUUAUAAAAUCCGUGUAAAACCUCAUUAUUCAUUUGUUGUAUAAAAUUGGCCGACGAAGACUGAGUGACGCAGUGGGCAGUGACCCUGCUUUCUGAGUUAAAGUCUAGCUUCGA